ACCAUUGAUCAAAGAGAGAGCCGUGGAGUAUCAUGAGCCUUUCAAAGGUUAGAUCGACCAAUACGGGUAAGAUCGCUGGUGAGCGGAAGCAUGCCAAUAAAGAAUGGGUUUAUGAGUUCUAUAAUGCUGUCAAGGAUCAUAAAGAUUUUGUAGUCACCAUGUAUGGUCAGCCCAUCGACAUCAGUCCCAUGGCCAUUAAUGAGUACUUUGGGUUGACCAUCUUGGAUGAUAAUGGACAAAGACGCUUAAGCUACGCCACGCAUGAAUUUGCCAAAUUUGAUGAGGACUCGCACCAAGAAGAUGUUUUUGGUACUUUGUUCACGUUCAAGCAUCACAAUGCCUCUCUUGAGGGGAAAUGGACAGCAUUGCCAAGAGGUUUGUUUAAUCCGAUUGCUAGAUCAUGGAUGUAUUUUGUAAACUCCUCUCUUAUACCAUCUAAGCAUUCCUCUACGGUGCAAAAGAAAAAAUUCACCUCACCUAUGCCAUCGUGAAAGGAUGGGGGAUAGACAUUGGGAAAGGAUCAUCAAUAAGGAAAUCCUUGCAGUAUUGAGUGCAAAGGAUGGUUUGCCUUUUCCACAACUAAUCACACAACUUUGUCUGAAAAAGGCGGGCAUCCAAGAUGAGGGCAGCCUCACGCCUCUUAAUCCAGACCAAACCAUCAAGCUUGCGUCAUAUUCACCGAAGGGCGAAGCACAAGCAAGGCGAAAGCAACUCGAAAUACAAG
Oldenlandia corymbosa var. corymbosa is the source of this 724-nucleotide messenger RNA. The record is from the annotation of a GenBank genome assembly. Lineage: Eukaryota; Viridiplantae; Streptophyta; Magnoliopsida; Gentianales; Rubiaceae.